AAAGUUGAAUGAAUAUUUCUCAGUCCCCAAUAUCCUAUCUUGGUAAUCAUCAAGAAAGAGAGAGAAGCUAUGAAGAUUUGUCCUCUCUUAUUAUUUUCUCUCCUCUUCCCCUUGUUUCUUCUCACUCUAAUCAAAGCCGCCGGUAAAAAUGGCAAAACCCAAGAAGACGCUCUUUCCCAGUUAUACGAUAAAAAAUUGUUGAAAUCAGACAAUUUCGACACCACCACUUUCAACCCAUCAUUAAUUCAUCAACAACAAAUUCUUACCCAACGGCAACAAUGGAUGUUUAAGGACAAAGACAAAAUCCUUUCACUUCCCGGACAGCCUACGCCGGUCAAUUUCGACCAGUACGGCGGUUAUGUAACCGUCAAUGCCACGGCCGGUCGAGCUUUUUAUUAUUACUUUGUUGAAGCCGCACAUCAUCAUAAAGACUCUUUACCACUUCUUCUCUGGCUUAAUGGAGGCCCCGGUUGUUCCUCCCUCGCCUACGGAGCCAUGCAAGAGCUCGGACCCUUUCGUGUCCACAGUGAUGGCAAAACCCUUUUCGAAAAUCCAUUUGCUUGGAACCAUGCUGCAAAUGUUUUGUUCUUAGAGUCACCAGCCGGAGUUGGGUUCUCAUAUUCAAACACAACAUCGGAUUUUGUCAAAGGUGGAGAUCAUAGAACCGCAGAAGACAACUAUGUUUUUUUGUUGAAUUGGUUAGAACGAUUUCCAGAGUAUAAAACUCGAGAAUUUUAUAUUUCUGGGGAGAGUUAUGCCGGACAUUAUGUUCCUCAAUUAGCACAUGCUAUCCUUUAUCACAACAAGAUAGCUAACAACACUCUUAUCAACCUCAAAGGCAUUAUUAUUGGAAAUGCAGUGAUCAACGAUGAGACGGAUUUGAAAGGGAUGUAUGAUUUCUUUGCCGGGCAUGCUCUAAUAUCCCAAGAGAAUAUUGAAGAGAUAAAAAAAUAUUGUGAUUUCUCACCCAAUGCAACUAAUUCAAAAAAUAGCAAUUGCAGUUUGGCCACUAAACAAGCCUCCAAAACCACACAUGUUAUUGAUAUCUAUAGCAUUUAUUCUCCACUCUGUGUCUCUCCCAAUCUCACUUCUAUCCCCAAGAAAACCUCACUAAUAAUAGAUCCGUGCAACGACUAUUACACUUAUGCUUAUUUGAAUCGUCCUGAGGUCCAAGAAGCGAUACAUGCCAAUGUUACUCGACUUACAUACGACUGGCAGCCUUGCAGUGAUGUGCUGAAAAAAUGGGAAGAUAGUCCAACAACAAUUAUUCCUCUCUUGAAAGGGUUCAUAGAUAAUGGACUUCGAGUCUGGAUUUUCAGUGGAGACACAGAUGGAAGAGUGCCAGUUACUUCCACAAUGUAUUCCAUAGGUGCAAUGAAUCUUCAAAUCAAAGUUUCUUGGUACCCUUGGAUCUUAAGUCAAUAUGAGGUUGGUGGGUACAGUCAAGUUUAUGAUGGGAAUCUAACAUUUGUAACAGUGAGAGGGGCAGGACAUCAAGUGCCAAGUUAUCAACCUGCUAGGGCUUUGUCCCUUAUUUCCCACUUUUUGUCUGGCAAAUCUCUUCCCAAGCAUAAAUCCUUCUCUUAAUUUGCUUUUCAUCUUCACUAGAUUUCUCUAUUUUUAUCAAUGGGAGAUGGUACUAGUAUAUUUAUCAAUUGUUCAUGUAAUAUUUGUUUUUUAGUAAUUUCGAAACUCGGAAACAGUAGAGCACUUCAGAUGGAGUAAUAUGGGACAUCGAGACCUUAUCUAAAGAUUGGCUGAUAAUAAUUAUGGAAUAAGAUGCAUUAUAAUUUCGAUAA
Impatiens glandulifera is the source of this 1799-nucleotide messenger RNA. RefSeq names its product serine carboxypeptidase-like 40. The record is from RefSeq and is a predicted model, not a curated record. Lineage: Eukaryota; Viridiplantae; Streptophyta; Magnoliopsida; Ericales; Balsaminaceae. The coding region runs from base 70 to 1587 and encodes 505 amino acids. Gene Ontology annotation, biological process: proteolysis. Gene Ontology annotation, cellular component: vacuole. The transcript is spliced from 8 exons. Gene Ontology annotation, molecular function: serine-type carboxypeptidase activity.